This is a messenger RNA of Colletotrichum chrysophilum, 963 nucleotides long. RefSeq lists its product as uncharacterized. The record is from RefSeq and is a predicted model, not a curated record. Lineage: Eukaryota; Fungi; Ascomycota; Sordariomycetes; Glomerellales; Glomerellaceae. The coding region runs from base 1 to 963 and encodes 320 amino acids. The transcript has 2 exons.
AUGGCGCCGAGAGACACACGCCGACCCGGAAAGGCAGGCUCGUGGUACGCCGGAGACCCGACGGUCCUCAGGUCACAGCUCGAAGAGUACCUCGCCCGCGUCCCGGACCAGAUUGACGGCAACGGCCUGCCUAUUCCAGGCGCCAGAGUCAUCAUCGCACCACACGCUGGCUACGACUACUCAGGCCCGACAGCAGCCUGGGCCUACAAGGCCCUCGACCUCUCCAAGGCGAAGCGCGUCUUCCUCCUCGGGCCCUCGCACACCUUCUACCUCCGCGGCUGCGCCGUCACCGAGUACCAGAACUACGGCACGCCCUGGGGCAAGCUCAAAGUCGACGAGGCCAUCAUCGCCGAGAUCAGCGGCGCGCACGACGUCCCGCCUAUCCCCGGCAACAAUGACGACAAGGAGCACUCGCUCGAGAUGCACCUGCCCUACCUCUGGCUGCGCCUCGAGCAGACCUUCGGCUCGCCCGACAACUUCCCGCCCGUCGUCCCGAUCCUCGUCGGCGACAACAACAAAUCGGAAGAGAAGGAGGUUGGGAAGUGGCUCGCGCCGUACCUCAAGGACCCCGAGAACGCGUUCAUUGUCAGCUCGGACUUUUGUCAUUGGGGCAGCCAUUUUGAUUACACGGUGUACUCGCCCGACGGCACGGUGGAGGAGAUGAAGCGGCUGCGCGGGUACAGCGCGCCGGAUGGGCCGCCGAUCCACGAGACGAUCAAGAUGGUGGACGACCUCGCCAUCGAGGCGAUCAAGACGGGGAAGCAUAGUAAUUUCUACGAUAACUUGAAGCAGACGAAGAACACGGUCUGCGGGCGGCACCCGAUCGGGGUGACGAUGGCCGCGCUGGAAGAGCUCGGCGAGGGGCACCCGGUGUUCAGGUUUGUGCAGUACCAGCGAAGCAGCAUGGUGACUGAGCCGAGCGACUCGAGCGUGAGUUAUGUGUCGGCGUAUGCUGUGGUAUGA